Halteromyces radiatus is the source of this 1230-nucleotide messenger RNA. RefSeq lists its product as uncharacterized. The coding region runs from base 23 to 1201 and encodes 392 amino acids. The record is from RefSeq and is a predicted model, not a curated record. Lineage: Eukaryota; Fungi; Mucoromycota; Mucoromycetes; Mucorales; Cunninghamellaceae. The transcript has a single exon.
UUUUUUUUUUUUUUCUCUAAAUAUGAUACCUCCAAGUUCAACUAUUACAAAACAACAAGCAGAUGAGAUAAAACAAUUAGCACUUGAUGGAAAUAAAGCAGUGUUUCAACGACUCAAGGAUAUGGAAAAGGAAAUUCAGGCUAGGCAUAAGAAGACAAGGAUCUAUUCUUGGACAAUAGCAGCAUUACAAAGACAAUAUCAAGUACGACUUUGUGAAGAUCGAUUACUGAUGGAACGACGUGAAACGCAAUGGAACAAGCUUAUUGAACGACGACAUCAACUUCAACAAGAGAUUGUCACUUACACAAACCGGAUCCAGGAACAAGAAUCACAACUUCAAGAUACACGAACGCACGCCCACCAACGCUAUGAAAAGUACAAGCGCCGCCAGCACCAAUAUCAUCGAUAUGCUAAAGUACCUCUAUUUGGACAUACUUAUAAACGCAAGUACCUUCGAGCACAAAAGAAGAAUCAGCUGGCUGAAUCGCAGGUAGCCGCUUGUCGGCACGUCAUUGAUGCUAUCAAAGAUAAGAGGAUAGCUGCUGCAAGGGAAAUUCAUCAAGAUCAACAAGCACAUGAACAACUUAAGAUUGACAUCCAAUGUAUUCGGGACAGGAUCUCAAAGAAUGAAAAUCUCUGUAACAAACAAUGGAAAGAUGGAUUGACAUUUUGGACGGAGCGAAUGGCACUUGCUUGUCUAGCGGUAGAUCAGAAAAUCGUAUCUAUUCAACAUCUAUUACGACAACAAUCAUCAACACAAGAAUUGGAUUCGGUAUUGACAUCUUUUCAAUUGGCGUGUCUGGAUUAUGAACAAACCGAAACUUAUGGUGAACAACAAUCUCCAUGGUCUUUGGAAAAUGUGGAUUUUACUUGUGCCAAAUGCAUGCAACUGAUUCAUCAAGAAAAACCAAUGCCCGACAAGAAUCGUACAUCAGACAUCCUAUGUGCUACCUGUUAUCAAACUUCAAGAACUACCAUGAUCAUCAAGAAAAAAUUAGGUUUCCUUCAAUCCCCCUCAUCAUCAUCAUCCUCUUCUUUAGUAACGUCACCUUAUUCUUCUCUAUUAUUACCUUCUUCCCCUUCUCCUCCACUUACUCCAAAUCCAUCUAGACAGUCUUCCUUUACUCAUGAUUCCCCUUCUUAUGCACUUCCUAUUCCACCCCCAAAAGAUCCGUUUAUCCAAAAACCAUUGAAAGCAUGAUAAUAAACAAACAUUCUUUUUACAUCCUA